Funneliformis geosporum is the source of this 1611-nucleotide messenger RNA. The record is from the annotation of a GenBank genome assembly. NCBI's taxonomy places the organism in Eukaryota, Fungi, Glomeromycota, Glomeromycetes, Glomerales, Glomeraceae.
AUGACUUCUGGUAAUUGGUAUCAGGAAUUUCAACCAAAAGGUGUCGAACAAUUAGCAGUUCAUCCACAAAAAUUUGAUGAUGUUAGAGAUGUUAUUAAGAAUGUUUUUCAAAGAGUUGACCGAAACAAAUAUUUACAAGAGAAAAAAUUGGUCAUUCUUUCUGGUCCACCGGGAAGUGGAAAGUCGGCUACUCUUAAACUCGCUAUUGAUUUUAUCAAUCAAGAGUCUGAACUCCGUAAACAGCGUAAAUUACCCACUUUGCCUCGAAUAUAUACUAAUAAAUUCGAUCCGUAUCCUAUUGGAUAUCAAAGUUUUUAUGAACUGGACAUAACGAGAUUUAAAGAUUGGAUCAACGAUAAUGUUUGGUUUGCAACACGAGAAGCCUUAAAAGGGGGAUAUAAAGCACAAGUCCUUUUAUUGGAGGAAUUGCCAUUUGCGCCCAAUCAUAAGGAACAAAAAGUUAAAUUUAAUCGAGAAAUAUCAAAUUAUCUAAGUAGAGAAGAUGUAAGAAUGCCAAUAAUUUGGAUAGUUACAGAAACGAGCAUGAACAUCGAAGAUUGGGAUCACAAAGAAUUUAAAUCAGUUGACACAGUAUACAAUACUGUGCCGAUUAAUAUUCUUAAUGAUCAAAAAGUAACACUUGUAAAGUUCAAUCCAGUUGCAAAAACCUAUUUAAAAAGGGGAAUCAAAGCACUCUUGGAGGAGAAAUUUCCAAAAGACGAAGCUAUAAAAAGAGAAUGUGUAAUGAAAAUAGCGGACAUAAUUGCAGAAAGUGGCGUAAAAGAUAUUCGUCAAGCACUGAAUUAUAUACAAAGUGCCUAUACGCUUAUGGAAACAACGGAAAAGAUACCUUCAUUCGUUAUAACUCCUUCACCUCAUAGAUAUAACAGGGCUGGAAGGUUACUUAAUGCUCCUCGCAAACCUUAUUAUAGAACUCCAAAGAAACAGCCUAUAAGGCUUUCUAACGAAACGAUGUCUGAAAUAAAUUCCAUAAUAACUGAGAAUGUAAAGUUUGAGAAAAGUGUGGGCCAAUUUGAAUGUCUGGACCUUAUAUUUGGAAUUGAUAAGUCUAAAAUAGAUGACGCAAAUUCAAAGCCGAGGAAGAUAAUUGGCGGUAUGCUUAUCGAUUAUGAGAAAUUUGGGGAACUUGCCUUUUCAAAUUAUCUUUAUCAUUUUUCAAGUAAGACUGAACUCGCACUUGCAUCCGAAGCAUUCAGCAAUUAUGAUAUAUUUCAUGCUAACUACUACAAUAAUAAAAGGAACUCUAGUUUGAUUUUAAUGAAUGGGCUAACAGAUUCACGAAUGCAAAAUCCACCAAAAACAGGAUUUGUCCAACAUAAGGGCAAUGCUUUAUUCGAUUUUAAUCAAAGAAUGCGCAAAAAUAAAGAUUGUCUUUGGUCAAUAAAACGCGGAAAACAGCGGCUUUUCGAAGAAGAUACGGUUGGCACACAAAAUAAAUAUUUUAUUAUGACCAAUCAUAGCAAAGAAGAUCUUGCGAUGUUCGUGUUACCAUAUUUGAGACAAAUGAGCAAAUUUGACACAUCGAAUGUUUUAAAAUUAUCCAGGAGUGGCAAAGCAUGUUUGAAUGAAUUUGGUAAAUUCCAGGUAUAA